This is a messenger RNA of Drosophila melanogaster (fruit fly), 1240 nucleotides long. It is a transcript of the gene Jon99Ciii, whose product is annotated as jonah 99Ciii. Gene Ontology annotation, cellular component: extracellular region. The coding region runs from base 27 to 824 and encodes 265 amino acids. Gene Ontology annotation, biological process: proteolysis. The record is from RefSeq and is marked reviewed. The transcript has a single exon. Gene Ontology annotation, molecular function: peptidase activity; hydrolase activity; serine-type endopeptidase activity. NCBI's taxonomy places the organism in Eukaryota, Metazoa, Arthropoda, Insecta, Diptera, Drosophilidae.
CCAUUGAGUUGCAAGACUUGACCAAGAUGAAACUGUUCGUAUUCCUGGCCUUGGCCGUGGCCGCAGCUACUGCUGUGCCCGCUCCCGCCCAGAAGCUGACCCCGACGCCCAUCAAGGACAUUCAGGGUCGCAUCACCAACGGCUACCCAGCCUACGAGGGCAAGGUGCCUUACAUCGUGGGUCUGCUCUUCAGCGGCAACGGAAACUGGUGGUGCGGUGGCUCGAUCAUCGGCAACACCUGGGUCCUGACCGCCGCUCACUGCACCAACGGAGCCAGUGGAGUGACCAUCAACUACGGAGCCAGCAUCCGCACCCAGCCCCAGUACACCCACUGGGUGGGCAGUGGCGACAUCAUCCAGCACCACCACUACAACAGCGGCAACCUGCACAACGACAUCUCCCUGAUCCGUACCCCGCACGUCGACUUCUGGAGCCUGGUCAACAAGGUUGAGCUGCCCAGCUACAACGACCGCUACCAGGACUACGCCGGAUGGUGGGCCGUGGCCUCCGGAUGGGGCGGCACCUACGAUGGCAGCCCACUGCCCGACUGGCUCCAGUCCGUCGAUGUCCAGAUCAUUUCCCAAAGUGAUUGCAGCCGCACCUGGUCUCUCCACGACAACAUGAUCUGCAUCAACACUGACGGAGGCAAGUCCACCUGCGGAGGCGACUCUGGUGGCCCCCUGGUUACACACGACGGCAACCGCCUGGUCGGAGUGACUUCCUUCGGAUCCGCCGCUGGCUGCCAGUCUGGUGCUCCCGCCGUCUUCAGCCGCGUCACCGGAUACCUGGACUGGAUCCGCGACAACACCGGCAUCUCCUACUAAGCAGUUGAUGUUCCUUAAUUCUGAGGGGUUUCUUCAAUAAACGAUUAUAGCAAGCAACUCAAGUUCUGUUUUUGGGAUGGGAUUCAGAUGUCUUCUUGCUUAAGUAAUGAAAUCAAUAAAAUAUUUCCAAGUGAAGGGAAAUAUAUUAAACUGCAAACGGAAAUAAACUUAUUCCGAUUUCCGAUUUAUGUAUCGGAAAAAAUCAAGCUUUAGGAACACAUAAUGACGAACCAUCGGACUAUAUGCAAAUAUAUAUAUAUGGAUCAUACGUCUUAUUAUUAUGUAUUAUUAUUAUGUAUUGUUUAUAAUUAUUAUGUAUAUUAUGUAUAUAAAAAGCAAACUGGAUUGAAAAUGGUGUAUGUAGAAUAUUGGACUUGUUAUAUUUGCAACAUAAUUAAAGUGCAUAAACAUAAUAU